This is a messenger RNA of Guillardia theta CCMP2712, 1155 nucleotides long. RefSeq lists its product as hypothetical. The record is from RefSeq and is a predicted model, not a curated record. NCBI's taxonomy places the organism in Eukaryota, Cryptophyceae, Pyrenomonadales, Geminigeraceae. The coding region runs from base 62 to 1126 and encodes 354 amino acids. The transcript is spliced from 13 exons.
AGGCACAUCCUCUUCGAUGGUCUCGUGUGAGCAGCAGUCGCCUGUGCGUGCGAGUGGGUCCAUGAGGUCCCUGGGUUACGCUGCCAUCGCUCUGGUGGCAGCUGUGGCUUUGGUGGGAGCUGGAAGCCUGUCGAGCCGCUCGCAGUCCUCCCUGUCACCCGAGCAGACCUACCUCCUCCAGAUGUGGGACCGGCCCUACGUGACCACCACCAUGCUGUGGAAUGCUGCGCACAACGACAACGGGCUCGGAGACAGCAACGGGGAUGGGUCCUCCUCGUACGAGGCCUAUGACACCUUCGGGCACAACGGAGGGAACAGCCUCCAGGGUGAGAUCGAUUCGGACCUGAAGCAGAUCCUCCCUUCCUCCGAGCUCAAGACUUCCAGCGGAUCCUCCAACAGCUGGAGCACCUCUGCGCUUGCGGACUCCGAUUGGGGCAGACACACCUCGAACUACGACUGGGACGGGCCAGACGCUCACGUUCACUCGUGGGACAGUGACCAACAAGUGCAGAUGAAGUCGGAGCUUCGCAAGAUGUACAGCAAGGGGAUCGAUCACAUUUCAAAGAAGAUCACAGAGCAGGCUGAGAAAGACGCGGGCGGUGGGUUCUACUCCAAGUGGGCCAAGCUGGCGGGCAACAAAAUUUCCAAGGGCCACAAGAUCGGCUUGUCGCAGAACCAGGCGAAGCUGUUCAAGGAAGCAGAGAAGUCUGAAGAGAAGGAAGAGGCAAAGAAGGCGAGCUACGUCAAGGCUAUCAAGACUGCUUCAGUAAAACAGGAGGCAAGCGACAAGCAUGAGGACAAGAGCGCCCAGCAAGCAGCGGUGAAGGCGAAGAUCCAUGCUGCUGACCGACUCGCGGCGAAGCUGAACUCGCACAAGUCGCACUCAAGCAAACAUGCGUCCUCGAGCAAGGAGCCUGUGGCACCCUCGGAGGAUCCUGGCAAGAUUGGGGACAAGAGUGCAGUAAAGGAGCUUCGCAAGACUCUCAGUGGCGCGAAGAACGCUGCAGCAAAAGCGGCAGCAAGGAAGAAGAUGGCGGCCCUGGAGCAGCAGAUCAAGCGAGACUUCGACUCCGUCACCUCCUACGCCCACAAGGUCAGGACGAGCCUGCCUCCUAUGAAGGCCUAGAGGGGAGAAGAAUAAAAUGUGACAAAACC